AUGGCUAAAAGUAUGGCCGUUAAAGAAGGAAAGUUUCAAGUUAUAGUUUCACCUGUCGAGAUGCUGUCUCGGAAUGAAGAAGACAACGCAUGUGGAAACGAGCUAGGCAAAGAGGCUAAAGAAGACAUGUGCGACUCGAGGUUGGAUUGCAUUUAUGAUGAUGGCCCGUUGGGGUUCGAAAAACCUUUAGUGGACGCCACGAAAAUGGAGGCUCAGGACCCUUUGGAGGAAGUAGAUUUGGGAGAUGGCUCAAAGAAAAUGCCAACCUAUAUAAGUUCCUUGAUCGACCCGGAGCUUAAAGGCAGGAUGAUCGAGUUGUUAAAAGAAUUCAGAGAUUGUUUUGCCUGGGACUACGAUGAGAUGCCCGGUUUGAGUCGAAACUUGGUGGAAUUACAACUGCCAAUCAAAGAGGACAGAAAACCAGUAAAGCAGCUGCCCAGGAGAUUCCACCCAGACGUUCUAGUAAAGAUCAAGGAAGAGAUCGAGAGAUUGCUGCGGUGCAAGUUUAUCAGAGCGGCCAAAUAUGUUGAAUGGCUAGCCAAUGUAGUCCCAGUAAUCAAGAAGAAUGGUAAGAUGAGGGUCUGCAUAGACUUUCGAGAUCUGAAUGCUGCCACACCCAAGGAUGAGUAUCACAUGCCCAUAGCUGAAAUGAUGGUUUACAUUGAUGGCAUAGUGGUCAAGUCCCCCUCUAGGGAUGAACACUUGUCACACUUAAGGAAGUCAUUCGAAAGAAUGAGGAUACAUGGCCUAAAAAUGAACCCUCUUAAAUGUGCAUUUGGUGUAAUUGCAGGUGACUUUUUGGGUUUUGUGGUACACAAGAAAGACAUCGAAAUCAACAAGAACAAGGCCAAAGCCAUUCUUGACACAAGUCCGCCAACUAGCAAGAAGCAGCUGCAGUCGCUUUUGGGCAAAGUCAAUUUCCUCAGAAGGUUUAUUGCUAACCUUAGUGAUAAAACUAAGCCGUUCUCAUCCCUUCUUCGACUGAAGAGAGAAGACACUUUUCGCUGGGAAGCAGAGCACCAAAAAGCAUUUGAUGAGUUAAAAACCUAUUUGGCAAACCCUCCUGUGAUGAUUCCUCCCAUAAAAGGGAAGCCAAUGAGGUUAUAUAUCUCAGCUACAGAUGAAACCAUUGGCAGCUUGUUGGCACAAGAAGACGAAGAUGGCAUCGAAAGAGCCAUAUUUUAUUUAAGUCGUGUGUUAAACGAUGCUGAAACUCGAUACACCAUGAUCGAGAAGCUGUCAUUAACCGAAUAUUCACUUACUUAUGCCCCUUUAAAGGCAAUUAAGGGGCAAGCAGUAGCUGAUUUCCUGGCAGAUCACACUUUGCCUGAAGAGAUAGCUUAUGUAGGAUUACAACCAUGGAAGUUGUUUUUCGACGGCUCAAGCCAUAGGGAAGGAUCAGGAAUUGGUAUGUUGAUAGUGUCUCCGCAAGGCAUCCCAACUAAGUUCAUGUUUCGGAUGCGGGAAAGCUGCUCCAAUAACGAAGCUGAAUAUGAGGCUUUAGUCUCAGGCCUCGAAGUAUUGUUGGCCUUGGGAGCAAAGAACGUCGAAAUUAAAGGUGAUUCGGAAUUGGUUGUGAAGCAACUCACUAAGGAAUAUAAGUGCGUAAGUGAGAAUUUGGCGAAAUACUACGUAAAGGCCAUGAGUUUACUGGCCAAUUUCGACCAAGCAGGAAUUAGCUACAUACCUAGGCUAAGCAAUCAAGAAGCUAAUGAGUUAGCACAAAUCGCUUCUGGGUACAUGAUAGAUAAAUUAAAAUUGCAAGAGUUAAUUAGGAUUAAGGAAAAAUUUAGUCCUCUGGAUCUCGACGUUAUGGCCUUCGAUAACCUUACCCCUAAUGAUUGGAGAAAUCCAAUAGACGAAUACUUGCAGAAUCCUGUAGGGUCAACCGACAGGAAAGUCAAGUAUAGGGCUCUAAUUUAUACCAUCAUAGGUAAUGAAUUGUUCAAAAAGAAUGUCGACGGCACGUUGUUGAAAUGCUUGAACGAGGACGACGCUUUCAUAGCUGUAUCAGCCGCUCACGACGGCCUAUGCGGCGCUCACCAAGCAGGGGCAAAGAUGAAAUGGAUGCUAUUUAGGCAAGGGAUGUAUUGGCCAACUAUCAUGAAGGAUUGCAUCGAAUAUGCAAGAGGCUAUCAAGAUUGUCAGAAACACUCAGGAAUCCAACACGUGUCAGCCAGCGAAUUACAUUCUAUUAUCAAGCCAUGA
Molecule: messenger RNA, 2208 nt
Organism: Lotus japonicus
Lineage: Eukaryota; Viridiplantae; Streptophyta; Magnoliopsida; Fabales; Fabaceae
Exons: 3
Coding region: 1-2208 (735 amino acids)
Molecular function (GO): nucleic acid binding; RNA-DNA hybrid ribonuclease activity
Source: RefSeq, a predicted model, not a curated record